GUGCUCCGGGUCCGGGUGUUCCGGGUGUCUCCGGGUGUUCCGGGCCCGGGUGUUGCGGGUGCUCCGGGUGCUCCGGGUGCUCCGGGUGUUCUGGGUGUUCCCGGUGAGUGGCACGGUGGGCCUCGUGCUCCGAGUGCUCUGGCUGCUCCGGAUGCUCUGGGUGCUCUGGGUGCUCCGGGUGCUCCGGGUGCUCUGGGUGCUCCAGGUGCUCCGGGUGGGCCUCGUGCUCCCGAUCACCCGUAUCAGCCAGAUCACCGGGUCAGCUGGCCGGAGCACCAGAGCAGGUGCCUUGCAUGGGUGCUCUGGGGAUCCCCGUGCUCUGGCUCCGGGUGCUCUGGAUGCUCCGGGUGUUUGGGUGCUCCGGGUGCUCCGGGUGUUCCCGGUGUCCUGGUUGCUCUGGGUGUUCUGGGUGUUCUGGGUGGCACGGGUGGGCCUCGUGCUCAGGGUGCUCUGGGUGCUCCAGGUGCUCCGGGUGCUCUGGUGGGUGGCCCGGGUGCUCCUGGUGUUCCGGGUGCUCCUGGUGCUCCAGGUGCUCCGGCUGCUCUGGGUGGUCCGGGUGCUCUGGAUGUUCUGGGUGCUCCGGGUGCUCCAGGUGUCCCAGGUGCUCCGAGUGUCCCGGCUGCGGCCAGAGAAGAGACUCCUCACCUCCCCAGACCCCCCCUUCCCGUAA
Messenger RNA from Prorocentrum cordatum, 670 nucleotides. The record is from the annotation of a GenBank genome assembly. Lineage: Eukaryota; Dinophyceae; Prorocentrales; Prorocentraceae.